AUGUGCUGUACUGUAUUACUUACUGUGCCAGUUAACCCCAAGCCGUUCUUACAAAACUUAACAGGGAAGAUGGUCAUUGUCAAGCUGAAAUGGGGCAUGGAGUACAAAGGAUAUCUUGUUUCAGUGGACUCCUACAUGAAUCUGCAGCUAAGUGGUACCGAGGAAUACAUUGAUGGGCAAUGCUCUGGGAAUUUGGGAGACAUACUGAUAAGAUGCAACAAUGUGAUGUAUCUCCGAGGUGUUCCUGAGGAGGACACGGACAUUCCAGAUGCGGCCUGA
Triticum turgidum subsp. durum (durum wheat) is the source of this 279-nucleotide messenger RNA. Lineage: Eukaryota; Viridiplantae; Streptophyta; Magnoliopsida; Poales; Poaceae. The record is from the annotation of a GenBank genome assembly.